Molecule: messenger RNA, 1219 nt
Organism: Saccostrea cuccullata (small rock oyster)
Lineage: Eukaryota; Metazoa; Mollusca; Bivalvia; Ostreida; Ostreidae
Exons: 3
Coding region: 10-882 (290 amino acids)
Source: RefSeq, a predicted model, not a curated record
AUAAAUCCAAUGGUUAGAACUUUAUUCAACCCAUCAAGAUCUAAGGAAUCACCGAACUUAGAGAGUUUGUUGCAUGCACUAUAUGACAGCUGUCCUUCCUCCUGUGCUUUCCAGUAUGCUCUUCCACUAUCUACACCAACUUUCUCCCCAGAGGAUGAUGUCAAUGUUGGUACAGUUGUUGAAUGUGAAACAGGGGCUUUCAUACCUCCUUCCAUUUCUUCACAAGCAAAAGAUUGCAGUAGUGUAGAUGAGCUACUAGAGAAAUUGCCAACAUUUACUCCAGACCAAGCUGAAGCAUUGGAAAAGUCUACCAGAGGACAAUGGCAAUCACCCCCUGUGGAAAGAACAGCGACAAGGAAGGAUAACAGCUUCUUUGGCAUUACCAAACCAAAUGAAGAUUUGCCAGCCUUAAAAUAUGGUAGGGUCAUGGAGUCAGAGGCAAAACUCGAGUACAUCCAAGUUAUGAAAACGGUCAAGAAAGCUAAUGUCAUUGUGAAUGAAUGCGGUUUAUUUGUCCUUUUGGAAAUGAUCUAUUUAGGAGCUACUCCUGAUGGUAUUGUAUAUGAUUCUACCUCAUCUUCUGAGGGGGUUUUGGAGAUAAAGUGUCCAUAUAGAAUAGCCAAUGACAAUCCCUCCCACCAAAACCUUGAUUACUUAGAAAAAUGUGAACACGGCAGCCGGCUCAAAUGCAGUCACUCGUAUUACUAUCAAAUACAAACCCAGCUUGGAAUGACAGGAAAAAAAUGGUGUGACUUCUUUGUUUAUACAAAGGCGGGAUAUUUCUUGGAGCGCGUGCACCUGAAUCAAGAGGUCUGGGAUGAAAUCAAAGCUUGUGUGAAAGAAUUUUUUACAAAACAUUUAGCACAAAAACUAGUUAGCUAGGGAUGUAGGUGAACAAGCCUUGUGGAAUUCCAAUAGGGUGACAAACAUGAAGAUGAUUAAAUAACAAUAAUAAACUGCUUUUAGUGUUUAAGAGGGUGACAUGCCAUUAUUUAUGGCAUAUUAUGUCAAAUAUGAAUGCCCUUUCAUAUGUCAUUUCACAGUAAUCAUACAUGAAGGUCAAGGCCAAGGGCUAAAAGAUCACAAAAUACAUAAUGAAAACUUUAAUCAAGUAAUUUACAAAAUGAAUAUGAUAUUAAAAAAUUUGAAUCUUUGAAUCUCUGGCAUUCUUCAUGCUAUGUUCAUCAAACUCCUUUGAGUAAAUUUGGAUUUUAAUUUG